Oikopleura dioica is the source of this 1515-nucleotide messenger RNA. The record is from the annotation of a GenBank genome assembly. NCBI's taxonomy places the organism in Eukaryota, Metazoa, Chordata, Appendicularia, Copelata, Oikopleuridae.
AUGUCAUCUGCUGCUCAGAUUGCGAAGCUGAUCGACGAGUUUCCAUCGGAUGCAGCUUUAGAAGCAUACGUUUCGCAAUAUCAUGACCUCGUCGGCAGAGAAGAUAUCAACACAUAUGUGCGCAAUCUAGCCAUAAAUGUGAAAUUAAAAGGAUCAAAGUUUCGUGGACUGGCGUGGAAAAUCUACCUUAGAGUUUUAAGUCCUGCUCGGGAGACAUGGAAAUCGGACAUAACAACUUCAAGGGCCGAGUAUCGUCAGAUCUCGCUAAAGUUUGGCAACAAAGACUCUUCAUCAUUCAACGGAGAUCCACUUGGUACAUCGGAUAUUUGUCCAGAUGAUAGUUGGAGAAUGAAGUUCAGGGACGAGGAGUUGAAGUCGUUGAUCAGGCAAGACGUUGACAGAACUAUUCCAGAAGUGGCUUUCUUCCAGUCGACUAAAAUUCGAAAUCUCAUGUGCGAUCUUUUAUUUCUUUACGCAAAGGUUGAUCCGAAAAUCGGAUACAAACAAGGAAUGCACGAAAUCCUAGCGCCAAUAAUUUUCACCCUCCACUGUGACGCUGCUGCUACUCAACACCUCUCCUCCGUGGGACGACUACCUCAAGAUUUGCUCCUCAUUUCGAAUGGCUCUGAACUUGCCGCUGAUUGCUACAUUAUGUUCAGUAAGGUCAUGCGCAAGUGCAGAAAGUGGUAUAUUGAUCCAGAGCCUGAAGCCAGAGAUGCUACCUCAGAACUAGAAUAUUAUAUUCGCGACGUGUACCACAACCACCUCAAAUCCGUGGACAUCGAGCUCUACCGCCACCUAGAGCGGCAUCACAUCCUCCCCCAAGUUUACGCAGUUCGCUGGCUGCGACUCCUCUUUGGUCGCGAGUUUCCAAUGCAAGAUCUUCUUUGCGUUUGGGACUUUUUGUUCGCAACGAAUCUUGAAAUGGUGAGCUCGUUUUUUGUCGCCAUGUUGGUUGGACAGCGUGUUUUGCUACUGAAUGACGAUGCGGGAAAUAUUCUCAGCACACUCAUGCGAUAUCCCUCUCCAGACGACGUUGCCAACGUGAUUGAGCAGACGAAAACAAUUGAAAAGUCUCGCCACGGUCUCAACUUUGCCAAAACGAAGAAAAAUAUCGACCAGAAAACCAGCCAAGUAAUCAACAAAAUAUCCGAUAUUUACUCGAAGAUUGACAAAGGGAUCAAAGACAUUGUCGAGUCGGAUGCAAAACCUGUUGUUGAGAGAAGCAAGUUUGAUUUUCUUUUGAAAAAGUAUGAAGAACAGAGGCAGAUGAGUCUAUUUUGCGCUGCGAGACUUGAUGCUGCUGUACAGCAAUUAUCAAGUCUUGGAUCGGCAGUAGAUGGGGAUACCAUGGUAUCAGUCGCCACAGUGAAGCAAGUUCGCGACUUUCUCUGCGGCUCGUUGAAGUGGAAAGACAUGCAGAAGCAUGAAGGAGCCAUUCAUCCAGCAACGAUACAGUGGCUUAAUAAACAAAUAAACGCUGAUGAUAAUAUUGAGGAAGCUGAAGAAGCCUGA